UUGAGGUUAGACCCAGGCUUAUACUUCAAGUUUAUGUCAAAUACUGCCUUUAAUGUGCGUCAAAGAUGUCUAUCUACCUUUGCAAAUUAUGUUCCGUUUUAUUGCUGGAACAUUUUGGACCUGUGGUGCAGAUUGUGGGUGAGGAUUUACUGAAAUACGAUCGGAGGUCACUGGGAGCUAUAAAAGCAGCUGUAAAUCUACCGCUUAACAAAGUUAAGGAGGUGAUGUGCGUUCUUAUAAAGUAUGGAUUUGUUGAACACCGCCAAAAUGAUAAACUCAACGAAUACAUUAUUCUUCAUGAGCGAAUUUUGAUGAUCCUGCGAUAUCCAAGGUACAUGUUUUUCGUCAAAAGUCUGCUGGGCGACGAAGCUGAAAUUAUGCUAGAGGAGCUAUUGAGACGAGGCUAUGAAACAGCCUCAAAAAUAAUAGUCAAAACUUAUCAAAGACUGAAGCAGCUAUCGAGUGACCGCCAACAACCGGUGGAAACGUUGAAAGAAAAAUUCGAGUUACUGGUCAAGCAUCAAUUUUUAAUGCGUUCCAUUAUCACGCCAGUUGCUGUAGAGGACACUGCAGAUUUAACCGCAGAAAAGCUUGACAUUAGUUUCCCAGAUCUUAAUUUCCUGGCACUUUCUCGAAUGGCCAAUGGCACCGCAGCAAACCCUGGAGACAAUAAUAUAUAUUGGCGCAUUAAUUUUGACAGAUUCACUCAAGAUAUCAGAGAUCAAAUCAUGGUCUCUGCUAUCUCCAAGCGGUUCGAUGACAAUGCCGGAGAGUUAAUGAGGCAAAUGCUGAAUCUAAUGUACUUGCGCACAGCUGAAUGGCGGACAACGUCAAAUCCUAUACCUUACGUAGAAAUAAAGGAUGCAGUCAGAAAGUUGAAAUAUCCCAUGUUAAUUCAACACCUGGAUCAGUAUCUGUGCCUUAUUGAGGAAGAUACUUGCCAGUUUUUAAAAAGGGUUGGAGAUAGCGGAGGUGGACAGUUUAGCAUAAACAUGAAACAAGCUUUCACGCAAUUGACCUGGACCACUCUGGAGAAUAUUGUUCUUGAACGAUUUGGAUCAAAGGCCGCAAGAAUAUUCAGAUUGGUACGCACAAGGAAAUACGUUGAGCAGGAACAGAUUCAGCAAUUGGCGAUGAUACCUGCUAAGGAAGCUAAGCAUCUGACGUACACGUUGCUGCAGGAGAAUUAUAUCCAUGUACAAGAAUUGAAGAAGACAACGGUUUCGAAUGCCCCGACAAAAAUAUUCUUCCUUUUUCACAUAGACCUUGAUCAGGUUGUCGGAAUGGAAAUUAGUCACUGCUAUCAUGCUCUUUAUAAUACCAUACAGCGGCGAGAUCACGAGAACACGGUGAAUAAGAGGAUGAUUGAGAAACACUUGCGGGUACAGACGCUCACCAGUAACUUGAAAGAACAUGGGGCCACUGAAGAACAGUUAAAUGAUAUAGCGGAAAUGAUGACCCCGUCUGAAAAAUUAGAACUGGGAAAAGUACAAGACAUAAUUAAAAAACUCGGCGCUAGCGAGCUACAGAUAGAUGAUACGUUAUUUUUGUUAACAAUGUAUUUACGGUAUCAAGAAAAAUAAAAACAUUCAUAUUAAAUCACUUUGUUUGACAAUGACAAGACAGGAACAAUUAACGAAUUUUAUAAAGCCGGUGAGCUCGGCGAUCCAAAAGCAUCUCGAAAGAUGACUACCAUUGGUAACUUCGAGAAAACUAGAAAUUUCUCGAUGGCAUUCUCGGGAUCCAAAUAUUUUUUGUCUGUAAGGGCGUACAAAUAGGAUUCCAACCCAAUGAAAUGCGCAUAAACACAUAAAUACAUUAUACUGUAGAUCAAAGCGAUGUAAAUAAAUGAACAAGAACGCUGGUAAGUUUCAAGUAAGUGUGAGAAAAUAAAUAUAACUGUUCAACUGUUCGUUUUAUAAAUAACUAGGAAGUUUAGUGACUUCAUAAAUUUCGAGACUAUACGCUAUAGUUACAUACCGUUUGUUUUUCGGCAAAUCUCGAAAUCGUUACAUUAUUGCAUCACGAACAGGCACAUCAUCAUAUUGCCCG
Molecule: messenger RNA, 2052 nt
Organism: Diprion similis
Lineage: Eukaryota; Metazoa; Arthropoda; Insecta; Hymenoptera; Diprionidae
Gene: Polr3C
Product: DNA-directed RNA polymerase III subunit RPC3
Exons: 8
Coding region: 66-1583 (505 amino acids)
Biological process (GO): DNA-templated transcription
Cellular component (GO): RNA polymerase III complex
Molecular function (GO): single-stranded DNA binding
Source: RefSeq, a predicted model, not a curated record